GGUGUGGGCCGUGCUGAUGAAGAGGCAGAAAAUGUCACUCUUCUUCUGGCAGCAUGGGAGGAGAACAUGGCAAAGGCACUGGUGGCCUGUAAGCUUUGCCGAUCCAUGGGCUACGAGGCCAAGAAGAGUGACGUGGUGGACGACUCCUCAGAGAAGCUUAAGGAGUACUCAAUUGAGUUUGGGACGUUAGCAGUGGACCUGCUGGAGGAGUCAUUCAGGCAGGAUGAGACCAUGGCCAUGAAGCUGCUCACCUACGAGCUGAAGAACUGGAGCAACUCCACAUGUUUGAAGUUGGCCGUCUCCUCC
Molecule: messenger RNA, 306 nt
Organism: Etheostoma spectabile (orangethroat darter)
Lineage: Eukaryota; Metazoa; Chordata; Actinopteri; Perciformes; Percidae
Product: transient receptor potential cation channel subfamily M member 7
Exons: 2
Biological process (GO): calcium ion transport; monoatomic cation homeostasis; monoatomic cation transmembrane transport
Cellular component (GO): plasma membrane
Molecular function (GO): calcium channel activity
Source: RefSeq, a predicted model, not a curated record